Annulohypoxylon truncatum is the source of this 2194-nucleotide messenger RNA. RefSeq names its product T-complex protein 1 subunit epsilon. The transcript has 5 exons. NCBI's taxonomy places the organism in Eukaryota, Fungi, Ascomycota, Sordariomycetes, Xylariales, Hypoxylaceae. The coding region runs from base 260 to 1915 and encodes 551 amino acids. Gene Ontology annotation, biological process: protein folding. Gene Ontology annotation, cellular component: chaperonin-containing T-complex. The record is from RefSeq and is a predicted model, not a curated record. Gene Ontology annotation, molecular function: ATP hydrolysis activity; ATP-dependent protein folding chaperone; ATP binding.
UAAGAUAAGAGCUUUAGCGGGGUACUUUGGUACUUCAGUAUUGUCGGCCUGGUGAAUUUUCCGAAUUAGACAAAUGCGGGUCUAGAUCUUUAGAAUUUCAGAAUUUCGAAGACAGGUACUGCUAGCAAGGCAGAACCCGACCAAGUAAACAGCUUCAUACCACGCCACAUUUUGCUAGAUUUGACGGAGAAGCUACCCAUUGUCGGAAUUUACCUUAUAACAGAAACACAAGCUCUCCUGAGCUACGGAAAGGGGUAAAAUGGCGUUAAAUCUUGACCUCCAAAAUGCUGCUGUUAUGAAAGAUGAGCAAGGGCGACCUUUCAUCGUGGUCAGAGAUCAAGGCAAGAAGAAGCGUCAGUAUGGCAAUGAAGCCGUCAAGUCACAUAUCCUCGCCGCCCGGACCAUUGCGAACAUCGUCAAGACAUCCUUAGGCCCCCGCGGUCUCGACAAGAUCCUGAUUUCACCCGAUGGUGACAUUACCGUUACCAACGAUGGAGCUACUAUUCUACAGCAGAUGGAGAUCUCCAACCACAUAGCGAAGCUACUCGUCGAACUCUCGAAAUCCCAGGAUGACGAAAUUGGUGAUGGUACAACGGGCGUGGUUGUUCUAGCUGGUGCUCUUUUAGAGCAGGCUGCCGAGCUAAUAGACAAAGGCAUUCACCCUAUCCGAAUAGCAGAUGGUUACGACCAGGCUUGUGAUAUUGCAGUGGCGGAGCUAGAUCGGAUAUCAGACACCAUCGAGUUUAGCAAGGAAGACACACAGAACCUUGUCAAGGUGGCACGGACAAGUUUAGGAAGCAAGAUCGUAUCCAAGGCACACGACCAAUUCGCCAAUAUCGCCGUGGAUGCUGUUUUAUCUGUCGCCGAUCUCGAGCGAAAAGAUGUCGACUUCGAGUUGAUCAAGGUAGAUGGAAAGGUCGGCGGUGCGUUGGAAGACUCCAUUUUAGUGAAGGGCGUGAUAGUCGACAAGGACUUCUCGCACCCGCAGAUGCCGUCAGAAGUCAAGGACGCCAAGAUCGCCAUUCUCACAUGCGCGUUCGAGCCACCGAAGCCGAAGACCAAGCAUAAGUUGGAUAUUACCUCGGUCGAGGAAUUCAAGAAGCUACAGAACUACGAACGGGAAAAGUUCAUUGAGAUGAUCCAACAGAUCAAGGACACCGGUGCCAACCUAGCUAUCUGCCAAUGGGGUUUCGAUGACGAAGCAAACCACCUGCUGCUACAGAACGAACUACCGGCGGUACGAUGGGUAGGCGGCCCCGAGAUCGAACUUAUCGCCAUUGCCACGAAUGGCAGAAUAGUGCCUCGAUUCGAGGACCUGAAGGCGGAGAAGCUAGGAAGGGCCGGUAUCGUGCGGGAGAUGACGUUCGGUACUACGCGGGAGAAGAUGCUUGUUAUUGAAGAGUGCGCUAACACGAGAGCCGUGACGGUGUUUGUCAGGGGAAGCAACAAGAUGAUUAUCGACGAGGCCCGUCGAUCCCUCCAUGACGCCCUGUGCGUUGUUCGUAACCUAGUACGUGACAACCGCGUGGUGUACGGCGGUGGCGCGGCUGAAAUCGCCUGCUCGCUCGCGGUCGAGGACGCGGCCGUCAAGACUCCGGGCUUAGAACAGUACGCUAUGCGUGCCUUCUCCGAGGCCCUAGACGCGGUCCCUAUGGCGCUCGCCGAGAACAGCGGUCUGAACCCUAUCGCGACUCUCGCCGAGGUCAAGUCGCAGCAAGUCAAGGCCGGCGACGCCGGCCGUGGUAAGCUCGGCGUCGACUGCAUGAACGGCGGCAGCAACGACAUGAAGCAAGCCUUCGUCAUCGAUCCUCUUAUCGGCAAGAGGCAGCAGCUCAUGCUGGCCACUCAGCUGUGCCGCAUGGUGCUUAAGGUCAAUAAUGUCAUCAUCAGCGGGUCGGGAGAUCAGGAUUUUUGAGAUGAAUUGGUCUAAGUAGUAUCUGCCCUAGGUAUUUGUGUAGAUGAGAUGGGUGGAUGGAUGGAUGGACUUCGAUGUAAGGACAGUCAAAAAAGCCAAGAUACCUCUCCUGCAAUAGACCCCUGAGAUAAGAACGAAAAAAUCAUCGUACGAAGACAAGUAUUAGUACGACCGUCCAGGAUAUCUACCUAUCUAGGUACAUGCCUACAUGUCUAUUCAUAUUGUGAAUGCAAUUGUAGUUAAACCCUACGAUCUAGAAGAACUGGGAAAUCACGAAAG